Molecule: messenger RNA, 1704 nt
Organism: Vigna umbellata (rice bean)
Lineage: Eukaryota; Viridiplantae; Streptophyta; Magnoliopsida; Fabales; Fabaceae
Product: MATE efflux family protein
Biological process (GO): xenobiotic detoxification by transmembrane export across the plasma membrane
Cellular component (GO): membrane
Molecular function (GO): antiporter activity; xenobiotic transmembrane transporter activity
Source: RefSeq, a predicted model, not a curated record
CCCAACCUCUCUUUAUAAACCUUCCCACAACGCUCACUUCUCUCUAUGGGAGAUCAUAUCACCAUGGGGGACAACGACCGCCAGACACAACCACUUCUCACGCCGCGACCAGACACAGCAGUCUUUACGGCGGAAUCCGAUGACAUCGCUCCGAUCGCCGGCGCCGCCGACUUCGCCAGAGAGUUCCUCGUCGAAUCCAAAAAGCUCUGGUACCUCGGCGCCCCCGCCAUCUUCACCUCCGUCUGCCAGUACUCCCUCGGCGCCAUCACCCAAGUUUUCUCCGGCCACGUCAGCACCAUCGCCCUCGCCGCCGUCUCCGUCGAAAACUCAGUCAUCGCCGGCUUCUGCCUAGGCAUCACGUUUGGAAUGGGAAGCGCGUUGGAAACGCUGUGCGGGCAAGCAUACGGGGCGGGGCAAGUGCACAUGCUGGGGGUGUACAUGCAGCGCUCGUGGGUGAUUCUGAACGCCACGGCCAUUCUGCUGACUCUGCUCUACGUCUUCGCGGCGCCGCUGCUGAGAGCGAUAGGUCAGACGGCGGCGAUUUCGGCGGCCGCAGGGGAGUUCGCGGUGUGGAUGAUUCCGCAGCUGUUCGCCUACGCCAUGAACUACCCCAUGCAGAAAUUUCUCCAGGCGCAGAGCAGGAUCAUGGUGAUGGCGUGGAUCGCCGCGGCGGCGCUGGUGCUGCACAUCGUGUUCAGCUGGCUUCUCAUGCUGGAGCUCGGCUGGGGCAUGGUGGGCGCCGCCGUGGUGCUGAACGCCUCGUGGUGGUUCAUCGACGUAGGUCAGUUCGCGUAUAUACUGAGUGGGACCUGCGGGGAAGCGUGGUCUGGCUUCUCCCUUAAAGCCUUUCACAACCUUUGGGGUUUCGUUCGCCUCUCUCUUGCUUCUGCUGUCAUGCUCUGCCUGGAAGUGUGGUACUUUAUGGCCCUGAUUCUCUUCGCCGGAUAUCUGAAAAAUGCGGAAGUUUCGGUUGAUGCGCUGUCCAUCUGCAUGAACAUAUUGGGAUGGACCAUCAUGGUGUCCUUUGGAUUGAACGCAGCUGUAAGUGUGAGAGUGUCAAACGAAUUAGGUGCAUCUCACCCUCGAACAGCAAAGUUUUCACUUCUUGUGGCUGUGAUUACUUCGACUCUGAUCGGUGUGACGCUGUCGCUGGUUCUGAUAAUAUUCCGGAAUGAGUAUCCAUUUUUGUUCUCGAACGAUUCGGCAGUGAGAGAGAUGGUGGUGGAGCUGACACCCUUGUUGGCCAUUUGCAUUGUGAUCAACAACGUGCAGCCAGUUCUCUCAGGGGUUGCUGUCGGUGCAGGAUGGCAGGCUGCGGUUGCCUACGUAAAUAUAGCUUGUUACUACCUCUUCGGCAUUCCUCUAGGUCUUCUUUUGGGCUACAAGCUUGAAAUGGGUGUCACCGGGAUUUGGUCUGGAAUGCUCUCGGGGACAGUCUUACAAACUUCUGUUCUAUUCUUCAUGGUCUAUAGAACUGAUUGGAAUAAAGAGGCAUCCCUUGCAGAAGAUAGGAUAAAGCAGUGGGGUGGGGAUGAAGAUUCAAGAGGGAAGAAUGAUCAAGAAACAUGAAUUUUUGCAAAUUCUUGAACCAGAUUGUAUCUGAUUUUAUUUCAACAAACAUUGUUUUCUUUCUGUAGGGUCAGUGGAUGUCAAUCAUCCAUUCAUUUUUGUUCUCAAUAAAGGGUGAUGCUAGAUUCUGUCUCA